This is a messenger RNA of Girardinichthys multiradiatus, 836 nucleotides long. It is a transcript of the gene mrpl58, whose product is annotated as mitochondrial ribosomal protein L58. Gene Ontology annotation, biological process: mitochondrial translational termination. The record is from RefSeq and is a predicted model, not a curated record. Gene Ontology annotation, molecular function: translation release factor activity. Lineage: Eukaryota; Metazoa; Chordata; Actinopteri; Cyprinodontiformes; Goodeidae. The transcript has 9 exons. The coding region runs from base 1 to 702 and encodes 233 amino acids. Gene Ontology annotation, cellular component: mitochondrial large ribosomal subunit.
AUGUCUGGAGGCCACGGAGAACUCUCAUCCUCAGAGAAACUGAACAAAAGUGCCAACUGCCAAAAAAUAACACAGAAGAAGAAGAAGAAGAUUCCGGUAGCGUUUCUCCCUAUUGUGUGCAGCCAGACGGUCCCGGAGGCAGCUAACGACACGGAGCGCGUCGUCGGUGUGAGCUGGAGUAGCGGUUUGGUUUUCUCAGACACGCAAGUGCACAUUCCAGUAGAGCGUCUGACUGUGUCCUACAGCAGAAGCAGUGGUCCUGGGGGUCAGCACGUCAAUAAAGGACACGCAAGUGCACAUUCCAAGCGUCUGACUGUGUCCUACAGCAGAAGCAGUGGUCCUGGGGGUCAGCACGUCAAUAAAGUUAGCACCAAAGCAGAAGUCCGAUUUCACAUAAAUACGGCAGACUGGAUCCCUGAAGAUGUUCGACAAAAAAUUGUAGAAAAGAACAAAAACCGCAUCAAUAAAGCCGGGGAGCUCCUGGUGACCUCGGAGGUGAGCAGGAGCCAGCAGAGAAACCUCUCAGACUGCUUACAGAAGAUCUCUGCUAUCAUAGAUGAGGCCAAUGUGAGACCCCAUGAACCAUCAGCUGAAGACAUAGCUCUAAGAGCAGCCCGGAUAGAGAAGAGGAACAAUCAGCGACUUAAACAGAAGAAGAUCUUUUCAGCCAUCAAGAAUAGCAGACGAAUGGAUUUUGACUGACCAAUGCAAUAUCGAGCAACGUUUUUUUUUUUUUUUUUCUACAUGAAAAUGUAAUUUACACCCACCUGCCACUUUACUCAGUGCAUCUAGGUGUGUUGGAGAAAUCUUGAAGUUCCAACUGAUCAUCAGAAUGG